Molecule: messenger RNA, 1005 nt
Organism: Bathycoccus prasinos
Lineage: Eukaryota; Viridiplantae; Chlorophyta; Mamiellophyceae; Mamiellales; Bathycoccaceae
Exons: 1
Coding region: 1-1005 (334 amino acids)
Biological process (GO): rescue of stalled cytosolic ribosome; ribosome-associated ubiquitin-dependent protein catabolic process
Cellular component (GO): RQC complex
Molecular function (GO): ribosomal large subunit binding; tRNA binding
Source: RefSeq, a predicted model, not a curated record
AUGAUUGGUAUGCCUCUCGUCGUCGUCGCUGAUUCAAAACUCCUCCUCCAAAAGUCGUCUACCAGAACAAAAUUGAAUACUCGCUCUUUUUCUUUGAAACUCGCGCUCAAAAACCCGCGUCGAUCUCGUCCGUGUUGUUCCUCUUUUGAUGUUGAUGAUGACUCAAAACCAACCCCUAAUAACACCGUUGUGAAUUUGGACGUCUCCGGGUUACGCCAGGAAACCAAAAGGCAAGAAACGAAAGCGUUGAAAAAAGUGGCGAAUGCGACGACGAAAUUACGACUGUCGAAAGAAAAAAUGAACGAGUUGUUAGAAAAUCCAAACGCGACGACGGAGAUGUUGGAAGAAUGUCCCGACGUGGAUUUUUUGGAAUCAGACGUGGAGGAGAAGAAAAAGCGGUUGGAGGAGGUGCGGACGCUGCUGGCAAUGGUGGAGAACUUUACGGGAGGGAAAAAGAAUAAAGAAGACGAUUCGAAAUGGCAAGAGUGCGCGGAGUUUGCGAUGAAAUUAGGGAUAUCGGACGCGCCACCGCCGAAACCUCCACGAGGGCCGAAGAAGGUAAAAAAUGUGAGCAAAACCGGACCUCGUCGACCGUAUUUCGCGUACGCGUCGGGGAACGACGUAAACGACGACGACGACAUACCGACGACCGAAAUCCGCGUCGGCCGCACGUCCGAAGACAACGACAUCGUCUCCUUAGACCCAACCAACGACCCGAACGAGUGGUGGAUGCACGCCGCCGGAUGUCCUGGUUCCCACGUCGUCAUCAAAUCCACCGCGCCGUCCGACGCCGCCUUUUUCGACGCCGCGUUGCUCGCCGCCAAGUUUAGCAAAGCCUCUCGCGUUGGUCGCGUGAAAGUCUCCGUCGUUCGGUGCAGACAAGUGAGCAAACCUAAAGGUGCCAAACCUGGUUUAGUUCGGUUAUCCGGUGACGUGAGGACGAUGGAAGUGCGCGUGGAUGAAAAUCUCGAUCGAUUGGAGAUGUUAGAGAGGACGAAAACAUAA